AUGUCAACUCCACUGGCUUGGUUUACGUACAAUGAAUGGAGGAUGGACGCCUACCAAAUUAGGUCAUGUGCCACCUUGCCACUGGCCCAGUUUCAGGAUAAUGCCAGAAACACUGAGGCUGAUUUUUACUGCGAGGAAUGUUCUAGAUUUUAUUGUAGCAAAUGUGUGGAGCAUCAUAACUAUCUUUACAAGAAGCAUGCACUUUUGGACAAGAAAAACAUCAGCCAGUGGCCUGAGACUGAUGAGUCUGGACAAGAGAUAUGUCAGGAGCACAAGAAGGAAAAACUGACAGGAUUCUGUGAGGACCACAGUCAGCUGAUAUGUCAUGCCUGCCAUGUCCACAAUCAUCAGAAAUGCAGUAAAGUGGUACUAAUAGCUGACAAAAUAAAAGACCUCCAUCAAAAAGGAGGCUUCAAGCAGUUGACAGCAACUAUUGAUACACAACACCAGCAGUUGAUACGCAAGAAAGAUGACUUAGAGGAAAAUAUGAAGUCUAUUGAGAAAUCGUACAAUAACAUUCUGGAAGAAAUCAAUUCGUUACGAAAGGCAAUUAAUGAUUCAUUGGAUCAACUGGAGAAGAAUACCAAGAAGAAGUUGGACGCAUUACUGGCCACCAUGAGGACAUCAAUUCAAACUGACAUAGAGAACUGCAUGGAGUGCAUCAACAAUAUAACAUGCUUAAAAGAAGGUUGGCUAAGAAGCGAAGAAAAAAGUCAAGCAUUGAGUUUAUUCAAGUAUUCAAAAUGUCUUGACCAAUCCUUUAAGGUAGACGCGGUUUUACAAGAAAUGACAAUAAAGAUUGAGAAGACACUGACUUUUAAUCCUGAUACAACUAUCCAACAAACCCAGCCCACUCUCACUGGGCUGGGAAAAAUACUGAGCACAGUGAGACAAUCACAACUGGCUGAAAACAAAACACAGAACACAGUUACCACACCGAAUAAACCUAAAGCAUCCAGCCAGUCUGACCCAGGAAACCAAACAGAAGAUCUGACUAAAUCAGGCCAGGUGUCUGAUCCAAUAUCAAGUUCAUUACAACAGACGAUCCUGGGAUAUCAACCAGGUGCAGCUAUCAAGUCUGAUAAAAUCAUAAAAGUAAAGAGUAGUAAGAAAUAUAGUGUGAAUUUUAAAGGUGAUAAAGGCAAAUGCGUUAUAAAUGAUAUCUGUGAAACAGCUUCUGGAGAACUCCUCAUCGCAGAUUUUUACAAUGAAAAAGUGAAGCUCCUUGAUCAGACUUACAAAGUAGUGGCCCAUUAUAAGUUGGAUUAUGGACCAUGGUCCUUGUGCAGCAUUGACACCAAUCUGGUAGCUGUUAGUAUGAAUAACCGUGAGGUCAUCUUCAUCAGAGUGACCAAUGAUGGAGACAGGAUAUAUGUGACCAACGAGGACAGUUACCAGCUGGUCACCCUGUCCAGGGAUGGUAAAUUGAUCUCCACCCUUACUGACGCUGCCCUGAACCACGAGAUACAACUACCUAGCCUUAAUGUGACAGAUUCAGGACAAGUUUUUGUGUGUGGAGACUGGUUCCCUACAAUCAUCCAGGUGGACAGAGAUGGGAGUCAGAUACUGGAUGAGGUGAUCACAAAAGAUGAUGGUGUAACUGACCCGACCGCUGUCUACUACAGUAAGAAAAAAAGCUCAAUCAUUGUAGGAAUGUAUUGGAAUAACGACAUUAUGGUGUUCGAGGCACAGUGGCAGUUGAAAAAGGAUAAUGUUCGUUCAUAA
Molecule: messenger RNA, 1725 nt
Organism: Dreissena polymorpha
Lineage: Eukaryota; Metazoa; Mollusca; Bivalvia; Myida; Dreissenidae
Exons: 4
Coding region: 1-1725 (574 amino acids)
Molecular function (GO): zinc ion binding
Source: RefSeq, a predicted model, not a curated record